Messenger RNA from Entrophospora sp. SA101, 2940 nucleotides. NCBI's taxonomy places the organism in Eukaryota, Fungi, Glomeromycota, Glomeromycetes, Entrophosporales, Entrophosporaceae. The record is from the annotation of a GenBank genome assembly.
AUGGAAUCAAAUUUUGAAAAUAAAAAGAUGUAUCGUAAAUCUCUCAGCAGGCCUGAACGUAAUCAAGUAGCACCACCUUUGUUGACAGGAAAAACAUCAGCUAAUAAUUCUUCCAUAACUUGUUGGAUUUUAUUUUCAAAAAUAGUCACUUUCUGGGCACCCGGUCCUUUAUUAUCUUCAAUAGGCGGACUUAAUGAUAGACAAUCUAAGCAAGCUUGGCGCGAAAAAAUAACUUUAUGUUUUAUCGCAUUACUUUUAGGCUCUAUAGCUGCAUUUUUAACUAUGGGAUUUCAAAGAGUAUUAUGUCCUUUAGUUGAUAAUGAUAAUCCAACAAAAUUUAAACCUUAUUUAGGAUCUCCAGGACAUCUUGGAGUUUUAGGAUUUCAAUAUAACAUAGAAAAAACAAAAAUAGAUCCUAAAAAAGGCGGCGUAAAUUUUUAUAAAUUAGCAGCUGAUAAAAGUGGUCAAGAUAUCACAAAUCUUUUUCAACGAAAUAAUGGCUUAAUUAAUGAAUGUCAAAUUAAUGAAAUACAAAAAUUUGCUGCUGUUAGAUCUCCACUUUGUCAACAAAAUUCAUGUGUUCUACCAUUCACUAUAAGUAAUCAAUCUUUAACUGACUUAGGGUUUGUUAAUACUCAAACGAGGGUUGGAUAUGAUUGGGAUCAUUUACCAGAUUUAGAUAAUUACAUUGUCAUUGAUGGAAAUGUUUUAAACCUUAACCCCUAUAUACAAUAUCAAAAACCUUUAUCAGAUGAUCAAUUAGAUGUUAUUAUACGCAAAGUCUUAAGUCCAGUUUAUGCAAAAAAUGGUAAAGAUGCUACUCGUUUUCCUCCAUUCUCACCAUAUUUAAGUACCCUUAAAUAUCCUGGCAAAACUAGAAGCUUCAUGACAUCAGAUGAUGUAGGAAAUGAUUUAUUCACUGUAUUACUUGUAACAUGUUAUUCUGAAGGUGAAGCUGGAAUCCGAACUACUUGUGAAUCAAUGGCUGCAACUGAUUAUCCUGAUGACAGAAAACUGUUGUUUCUAAUUUGUGAUGGUAUUAUCACUGGUAGCGGUAAUGAUCGUAGUACACCAGAUGUUUGUGUUGGUUUAAUGGAACUAGAUACUAAAUUUAAAAAUCCUCAACCAAUGAGUUAUAAGGCAGUGGCUGAUGGCUCUAGACAACAUAACAUGGCUAAAGUUUAUGCAGGACAUUUUAUACUAGAAAAUCAUUGCGUACCAAUGAUCGUAGUUGUAAAAUGCGGUAAUUCUAAAGAACAAGGAAGACCGAAACCUGGAAAUCGCGGGAAAAGAGAUUCUCAAUUAAUAUUAAUGAAUUUCUUUAGUCGAGUCACUUAUAAUGAUCGUAUGACUGCAUUAGAUUAUGAUUUAUUCAGGAAAAUCCAUUAUCUUAUGGGUGUUACGCCUGAUUUUUUUGAAAUCGUAUUAAUGGUGGACGCUGAUACAAAAGUAUAUCCUAAUUCAUUACAAUUACUAAUCAAUUGUAUGUGUAAUGAUCCGCUUAUUAUGGGUGUUUGUGGAGAAACAAAAAUUGCAAACAAACGCGAUUCAUGGGUUACUUCAAUACAAGUAUUUGAAUAUUACAUAUCACAUCAUUUAGGUAAAGGAUUUGAAUCAGUUUUUGGUGGUGUUACAUGUUUACCAGGAUGCUUUAGUAUGUAUAGACUCAAAUCCAGAAAAGGGAAGACCGAUUGGGUACCAAUCAUUACUAAACCUGAAAUAGUUAAAGAAUAUUCACAGAAUGAGGUUGAAACAUUACAUCAAAAAAAUUUAUUAUUACUUGGAGAAGAUCGAUUCCUGACCACCUUGAUGUUACGAAAUUUCCCUACUCGUAAAAUGAUAUUUUGUCCAAAAGCUGUUUGUAAAACAACUGUUCCCAGUGAAUUCAAAGUUCUUUUGUCACAACGUCGUCGUUGGAUUAAUUCAACAAUUCACAAUUUGAUGGAACUUGUAUUAGUUCGAAAUCUUUGUGGAACAUUUUGUUUUUCUAUGCAGUUUGUUGUUUUUAUGGAAUUGAUAGGCACAGUGGUAUUACCCAUAGCAAUUUUAUUGACCUAUGCGUUGAUCAUAUCAAUGAUUAUAAGACCACCACAACAAUUUGAUGAUAUGAUUCCUUUAAUCAUGUUAGGAAUGUUGCUUGGUUUACCGGCCAUUUUAAUUUUAAUCACUACAAGAAAACUUGUUUAUAUCGGCUGGAUGUUUGUUUAUAUAUUUGCUUUACCUAUAUGGAGUUUUAUAUUACCAUCAUAUGCUUAUUGGCAUUUUGAUGAUUUCUCUUGGGGUGAAACAAGGAAAGUUGAAGGCGAAGAGAAGUCAGAAGAUCAUAGCAAGAAAGAAGGUGAAUUUAAUGCAAAUAAUAUUCCUUUGAAAAAGUGGGAAGAUUGGGAAAGACCAAUAUUGCAUAAAACGAAACAAAGAGAAAAACAAAAUAUGCUAGAAAAACAACAGCAAAAAUUGUAUAUAACAACAUCAGUAAAAUUUCCAUCUCCAAAAAUCAAUGAAAAUGGGACUAUAAGUUCUAAUUAUUCACAAAAAACACAAGAAUUUACUCCACAACAGCAUCAAGCGCAUCACUACAAUAACUACCAGCAGCACCAAGCGAACAAAAAAUCGAAAAAAGGAUCAGAUCAAAAUAAUGAUUAUUAUCAAAACCCAUAUGAAUAUGGUGAUGAUGAUAACGUUGCUCAAGAUAAUUAUUAUCAACAAGAAAGGUCUUUUUAUGAACAGUCACAAGAUCUUGGUUACGAGCAACCACAAGAUUCGUUUUAUGGCCAGGAACAAGGUUCUGCUUAUCAACAACCUGGAAUAGAUUUAUAUCAGCAACCACAAAAUACUUAUUAUGAGCAACCAUCACCAUCAAGUAACUUUGAGCAAUUAGGAAGUCAAUUUGAAGAAUCAAAGAAUAAUUUUUUUAGCAAAGUCAAGUCAUCUUUUAAAUAA